This is a messenger RNA of Fusarium sp. VM40, 795 nucleotides long. Lineage: Eukaryota; Fungi; Ascomycota; Sordariomycetes; Hypocreales; Nectriaceae. The record is from the annotation of a GenBank genome assembly.
AUGACCUUUGCAACUUCGUUCACGGUCACUAAGGGUUCCAUUACUAUUGAAACACUCGACCAAGGCACUGGUCCUGUCAUCGUCAUCCUUCCCUCGCUGGCCCGUGGUGCAAACGACUACGAUAUUGUCGCCCCAAUCCUUGUUGAGGCCGGCUACCGUGUCGUCCGUCCCCAGCCUCGCGGUAUCGGCAGGAGUCAUGGGCCCAUGGACAAGCUGACACUGCACGACUUCGCCGCCGACGUGGCUAUGGUUCUCGACCACAUCAAUUGCGGUCCGUCCGUCAUUGUCGGCCACGCCUGGGGAAGCCAGCCAGCGCGCAUGCUGGCCGCUGACCGUCCAGACCUUGUCCGCGGCGUCGUUAUGGCAGCUGCCUCGGCGGGCAAGCUCCCACCCGGCUCGACCGAGAAGCCGUUCGGCCGGCUGCGCACGGAGAUUGACGGCUCCGGCGAUAUGUCACUCCCCGAGUCCAAGCGCCUUAAGUACCUGCAAGUGGCCUUCUUCGGACCCGAGGGCAAUCCACGUCUGUGGCUGGACGGGUGGAGCAAAGCCGCGCACAAUGCUCAGGCGCAUGCACGCAUGUACACGCCCAUCGAUGAGUACUUCUCUGCAGGAGAGACUGUUCCGAUCCUGGAUCUUCAGGCUGAGCACGACGCUGUUGUUGUGAAGGGUGUAAUGAAGUCGUAUCUGAGCGAUCGUGUUGAGGUGCAGGUUAUCAAGGGUGCUGGGCAUGCUAUGGCGCCGGAGCAGCCCGAGGCUAUGGCUAAUGCCAUUAUUAAUUUCGUUAAAAGAAUUUGA